Molecule: messenger RNA, 393 nt
Organism: Helianthus annuus (common sunflower)
Lineage: Eukaryota; Viridiplantae; Streptophyta; Magnoliopsida; Asterales; Asteraceae
Exons: 2
Coding region: 1-393 (130 amino acids)
Source: RefSeq, a predicted model, not a curated record
AUGAGCAUCCAACUUGCGGAUAGGUCAGUAAAGUACCCUCAAGGUGUUAUAGAGAAUCUUUUAGUUAAGGUCGGAGAAUUUGUUUUUCCUGCUGAAUUUGUGAUCCUUUACAUGGAAGAAGACACCGAGAUCCCACUCUUACUAGGAAUACCAUUCCUUACCACCGCACGGGCCAUGAUGGAUGUGAGUAAUGGAAAGCUAACGGUGAAAGUUGGCUACAAGGAAUUGAAAUUCGAAGUGGGACAACACAUGGAGGAUGAUGUAGUCAACUACAUCAAGGCAAUAGACUCGAGCUUGGACUACUCUCUCAGCCGGUGCAAAUUGGGAUGCGAGUCAUCCCACUCGGGAUCAAAUGCACUCCAAGGGGGACGGGAACUAGCCAAAGGAUAUUGA